Molecule: messenger RNA, 486 nt
Organism: Trachymyrmex septentrionalis
Lineage: Eukaryota; Metazoa; Arthropoda; Insecta; Hymenoptera; Formicidae
Exons: 2
Coding region: 79-411 (110 amino acids)
Source: RefSeq, a predicted model, not a curated record
UCAGUCUUUCUAUGUUUGAAUGAUAUUUCCUUUUGUUACCGGAAUAUAUGUAUAAUACGUAUCAUUAAUUCAAGUGUCAUGGUUAAGGAAAGCGAGAAAAAGCAGGUGCGUGCAUGCUCUCACGAAAGUAAAGACACGCAAGAGAAUAAUCUCAAAGUGGACAAUUCCAUCCGCGGCAUAGUUAAUAGGACGCUUCUCCCGGGUCUCGCCAGUGAUUUUCCGGUCUGCGCGAGGAAAUGCGAGCGUGAGGCGUCAAUAUCCGGCGAGAACGACAAGCAUGCGGCAUUGCGACGUGACCGAUGGCAUGCCGAUACAUCGAUUCACAUUGUACCUUCUGGCGUUCACCUAAUGAUCAUGUCGCUAAUAUUCCGCGAUAUAUCGCGUUACUUCCUCUUUUUAAUGAGCGGCUGAUCGAAACAGCGUCGCGAGGCAGCUACGUGUUUAGCCUUUUUUCUAUUCGCAUAAAUAUAUUUUUCAAAGUUUCAC